GUUGGUUGCCUUCAGCAUGUAAGUACACACACGAGUUUUUUUCCUCUUGGCGCGUGCGACUGUAUUUCGUGCACUGCUUCAUGAUCAAAUAUUUGUUCUACACUCUUUGAGCUGUCUCGUGACAGAGGGUCGAACGCGAUGAACUCCGACAACCUGUCCUUAUCCCAAAAGUACGUGAAAGCGUCGUACAUCGCGCAGGCGAGUCAGGCCAUCGCGGCCCAUGAAUCCAAGAUCACUCACUUGCUGGAGCAGGGGCGCUGUCCCGACGACGGCUGGGACGACUCCACCAUCGAGAUUCUUCUCCAGAACCUCUCUCUUAUGGACAGCAACAAUUUCCUGGGCAACUCGGGCGUGGGCGAGCGGGAAGCCCGCAUCGCGUCCCACCUGGUGAGCCGGCGCCACUACCGGCUCGGCCACGGCAUCGGCCGUUCGGGAGACAUCUCCGAGACGCAACCGAAAGCUGCAGGUUCGAGCCUAAUGAACAAGCUGACGAACUCCAUGGUACUCCACGUUCUUCAAACUAUGGGAGUCCCGGCCACGAGGGCCUGCUUCGUCGUCCCCAUGGCGACCGGCAUGAGCCUGACACUGUGCAUGCUCGCGUUCCGUCAGAAGCGACCUUCCGCCCGCUACGUCCUGUGGUCGCGGAUCGACCAGAAGUCGUGCUUCAAGUGCAUUCUCACCGCGGGCUUCGAGCCUGUCGUCAUCGAGGGCCUACUCGUCGGCGACGAGCUUCAAACGGACGUGGCGGCGAUGCGGGCGCGUCUCGAGCAGUUCGGAACCGAGAAGGUCGCCUGCGUCCUCACGACAACGUCCUGCUUCGCGCCGAGGUCUCCCGACAACCUCGAAGAUGUCGCCCGGCUCUGCAAGGACUUCCAGGUGCCGCAUCUGGUGAACAACGCGUACGGGGUGCAGUGCACCAAAUGCAUGCACCUCAUCCAGCAGGCGUCCAGGGUCGGACGCCUCGACGUCUUCGUGCAGAGCACCGACAAGAACUUCAUGGUUCCCGUUGGCGGUGCCGUCAUCGCGGGCUUCGACAAGGAGCUAGUCGAGACAGUGGCGAAGACGUACCCGGGCCGCGGGUCUGCGACCCCUACCAUGGACCUUUUCAUAACCCUCUUGUCCCUCGGAAUGAAGGGCUAUCUCAACCUCCGAAACGAGCGCAGGGAGGUGUUGAAGUACUUGACGGACAAACUAACGGAGGUCGCGGAGAGGCACGGCGAGCGCGUCCUCAGCACGCCCAACAAUCGCAUCUCGGUCGCCAUCAGCGUGACGGGGGAGAAGGUCGGCGACGUGACGGGCGUCGGGGCCAUGCUGUUCACGCGGUUCGUGUCCGGGGCCCGGGUCGUCUCGAACCAGGGAUCCAAAAGGCUGGGGCAGGUGGACUUCGAGGGAUGGGGCUCGCACUGCGGGGCUUACCCGACGUCGUACCUCACCGCCGCGUCCGCGCUGGGCGUCAGCAAGAGCGAUGUGGACGUGUUUGUGCAGCGACUGGACAAAGUUUUUGCUAAGGAAAGGCUAGCAGCUCAGAAGACAGCCAAAAUGAGGCUACUGCGCAAAAAGUUCUACAAGUUUGUACGAGGCAUCUUCCCGUCGCUCCAGUAUGCAGACCACCACAAGGCCCGGAGGCGGCUCAGCCUGAUUUACCUGUUCGCCACCUGGCAGCUGUUUGGCGCAACCAUCUACUACAUUUAUCAACGCAACAUACCUCAGGACAACAGUGAACUCACCCCAGCGGAGCGCUACGUUACGGCGGGUGUCAGAGGAGACAAGGCACGAAUCAUCUCCCUAUCUCCUCGAGGCAUAGUGCAGGACCGGAUAAUCUCGGAGGAAGAGAUGAAAGAAUUGAAAAUGAAAAAGCAAAGCGAAGCUGCUCAGAGUGCCUGAACUUACCUAGAAAGGCCUUCGGCACUCCCCUGUAUAGUAGAAGAAUGAUGUGCGACAACAUGCUCAAGAGAAUAAAUCCCAGCCGCCAACAUUCUGGAAGUUC
Molecule: messenger RNA, 1987 nt
Organism: Ixodes scapularis (black-legged tick)
Lineage: Eukaryota; Metazoa; Arthropoda; Arachnida; Ixodida; Ixodidae
Product: O-phosphoseryl-tRNA(Sec) selenium transferase
Exons: 3
Coding region: 139-1884 (581 amino acids)
Biological process (GO): selenocysteine incorporation; conversion of seryl-tRNAsec to selenocys-tRNAsec
Molecular function (GO): O-phosphoseryl-tRNA(Sec) selenium transferase activity; tRNA binding
Source: RefSeq, a predicted model, not a curated record